Messenger RNA from Aaosphaeria arxii CBS 175.79, 1716 nucleotides. RefSeq lists its product as uncharacterized. The coding region runs from base 1 to 1716 and encodes 571 amino acids. Gene Ontology annotation, molecular function: FAD binding; D-lactate dehydrogenase (cytochrome) activity; D-lactate dehydrogenase (NAD+) activity. The record is from RefSeq and is a predicted model, not a curated record. The transcript has 6 exons. Gene Ontology annotation, biological process: lactate catabolic process. Gene Ontology annotation, cellular component: mitochondrion. Lineage: Eukaryota; Fungi; Ascomycota; Dothideomycetes; Pleosporales.
AUGCCAGCCACAAGCACCAACAGCCAGCAACUGAGCCGCUGCUAUGGUCUUCAGCGCCACGUAGUUCUCCAGGCACCAUUUCGCCCGGCUUUCCGUCAAAUCAGUUUCUUGAAGGAGCUGAGAUUAGAUAAGUCGUCAACGCCGAAGACAAGCAAAACCUCGGCCAUGACUAAAGCGGGUAUUGCGCUUGCUGUUGGCACCUUCAGCGUUAUAAGCACGUACUCUCUCUUCAACUUGAUACCUAUUUCUACGGCAGAUAAAAGCAUUCUAGAGAAUGCGCAAGACAUCUCUCCCCGCUUCGCCAGCAUCAGGCAAAUGAAUAAGGCCAUUGAUGAGAUCAGACAUGAGCUGAGUGAUACAGAGGAUAUCAUAUCCACAGAAGAUGAGGAUCUGAAAGCACAUGGAUUUUCUGAGUGGUCUUCAGUCAACAUCGAUGUUCUUCCUGUAGCGGUUGCUUACCCGCGCUCAACAGAUCAGGUCAGCACUAUGGCCCGUAUCUGCCACAAGUAUAAGGUCCCAAUCAUUCCCUACAGCGGUGGAAGUAGUCUGGAGGGACAUACAGCAGCACCAUUUGGUGGUAUAAGCAUCGACUUUGCCUUCAUGGACAAGAUACUGAGCUUCAGAGAGGCGGAUAUGAAUGUCACAGUUCAGCCAGGCAUAACAUGGACGGAUUUGAACCAUGAGCUCACCAAGAGAGAAGGGAACUACUUUUUCCUAAUAGAUCCAGCUCCCUCUGCAAAGAUUGGAGGUAUGAUUGCCACAAAUUGUUCUGGGACAAAUGCAGUCCGCUAUGGAACAGUGCGAGACUGGGUUAUCAAUCUCACCGUUGUGCUAGCGGAUGGCAGUGUGGUCAAGACCAGACGCCGGCCUCGCAAAUGCUCAGCUGGCUAUAAUCUCAACGGUCUAAUAGUCGGCUCGGAGGGCACCCUCGCCAUCGUGACAGAAGCAACUUUGAAGCUCGCUGCUUUCCCAUCUUACUUCUCCGUUGCAGUGAUUCCCUUCAACUCUCUGAAGGAGGCUGUCUCGGCUGCGGCGGCUGUCAUUCGAAAAGGUGUUCCCUUUGCAGCGCUUGAGCUUAUGGAUGAAGAGCAGAUGAGAAUUGUAAAUGAAGGUGGUGCGACAAGGCCAAGGGUGUGGGAUGAAACGCCCACUUUGUUCUUCAAGUUCUCUGGCACCGAGGGAACUGUGGGUGACAACAUCAAAACUGUGAAAAGCAUUGUCACACCACACAAAUCCAGAGCGUUUAACUUUGCUACGAGCAAGGAAGAACAGGAAUCACUUUGGUCUGCACGGAAAGAAUCUCUGUACUCCCUCUUGGCGCUCCGAAAAGAAGGACAGUUUCUUUGGAACACCGAUGUUGCUGUUCCUUUGGGAGCGCUCGCUGAAUUGAUUGAGGAGAUUAAAGCUGAGGCCAAAAAGCUGGGACUCCAGGUAUGUGUCAAGGGCCAUAUUGGAGACGGUAAUUUCCAUGAGAACAUUACCUACACACCAUCCAACCCCGAGGAAGCAGCGAAUACCGAGGUAGCCGUGAAGAAUAUGGUGAAGAGGGCUCUCGAGAAAGAUGGCACAUGUACCGGCGAGCACGGAAUCGGGUACGGGAAGAAGUCAGCACUUGCAUCCGAAGUUGGGGGUGAUACUCUGCUACUCAUGAAAUUACUGAAGAAGUCGCUUGACCCGCAUUGGAUUUUGAAUCCUGGCAAAAUCUUUGAUCCUUGA